This is a messenger RNA of Dreissena polymorpha, 2183 nucleotides long. RefSeq lists its product as uncharacterized. Bases 1 to 1347 code for a protein of 448 amino acids. The transcript is spliced from 2 exons. The record is from RefSeq and is a predicted model, not a curated record. NCBI's taxonomy places the organism in Eukaryota, Metazoa, Mollusca, Bivalvia, Myida, Dreissenidae. Gene Ontology annotation, biological process: DNA integration. Gene Ontology annotation, molecular function: nucleic acid binding.
AUGGAUAUGGAUUUGAUACUUGAGCGACUUGGAGUGGAAGAAGGAGUGAUACGGCGCUUCAGACAGGAGAAGAUAACACCGGACAUCAUAUCACUUAUGUCACUGUACGACUUUAAUUGCUUGGGUGUAAAUGACAAAACAACUAUCAUGAAAUUGCGUGUUGAAUGUGUUUGUUACCGGAGUAAUCCGUGGGCACAUAAUAAUGAUAGUACACGGUGUCGGAAUAUACGUUUUGAAAUUUCAAGUAUCAUGAUUGAAACAUUGUUCGAAGCCGGAUAUUCAGUGAAGGACACUAGUAUUGCACUUGGGGUUUCUGAAAGUACCUUAUUCCGGAAGAUGGGUCAAUUUGGCUUGUCAAAGCUCGCAUUUACAGAAAUUGAUGAAGAAGAACUAAACAUUGUUGUUGCCACGACCAUCACUGAAUUUCCUAGGUGUGGAGAAGAAAUGCUGCGAAAAGUUUUACUUCAAAAAGGAAUUAAGGUUCAACGUUUCAGGCUUCGUCAGUGUCUGAAACACCUAGACGAAGAUGGAAUUCGUGCACGAAAAAGAAGGCGAUUACGACGUCGCAUUUACAACGUUUCAGCUCCAAAUUGUUUAUGGCACAUUGACAGCAACCAUAAAUUAAUUCGAUGGCAUUUUGUUAUAAUAGGCGGCAUUGAUGGUUUCAGUCGUUUAGUUACAUAUCUUAGAUGCACGGACAACAACAAAGCGGAGACGGUUUUGCAUUGCUUCAGAGAUGGUGUUUCGAAAUUUGGAGUUCCUGACCGGGUCAGAUCAGAUCAAGGCCGUGAAAAUAUGAAGGUUGCCGACUUCAUGAUAAAUGCUCGCGGGACAGGACGUGGAAGUAUGCUCACUGGUAAAAGUACACACAAUCAACGUAUUGAACGAUUGUGGAGGGACGUGUAUGACGGAGUCUUGAGUUAUUUUUAUGACUUAUUUUACUUUUUAGAAGACAAUGGCCGGCUUGACAUUUUAAAUGAAAUAGACUUGUUUGCACUUCAUUACGUAUUUAUUUCAAAGAUAAAUGAAAGGUUAAACACCUGGCAAGGUGCAUGGAAUCACCAUCGAAUACGAACAGUGAACUCAACACCAAUGCGGCUUUACACGGCCGGUAUGAUGGACAACCCAUCAGCACAUGUUGAUGAUAUUCUUCCAAACACUCGUACAGAAUCUUCGUCUGAUGAGGAUAUGGAGUCCCUGGACAACAGGCCAGUAUUAUCAUCUCUUCAAAUAAGUGUUGAAGAAAACCGGAUGCGACGGCUCCACGAGCUAUGUCCUCAAAACUGGAGGUCAAACAAUCACGGCAUAGACAUCUUUUUGACAGCUAAACAGAUAUUAAGUGAAUGACAACACAAUUGAUUGCUAGAUUUUUACAAGCUGCUUUAUGAUUUCCAAGCGAAGUUUAAGGGGCCUGUUCAUAGACGUUUAACCUUUGCAGAAAGUGUUUUCGUGACAUCUAUACCAACAUACGUUUCAAUUAUCAAAGCAAUUUAUUUAGUCCCCGAUAUGUAAAUUGACUUAAUUAAAUCUACUAAAACGCAAGUAUUCAUUUUUAUAAUAUUUUGUACUUAAUUAUGGUUAUUAUAGUGUAUUAAAAUCUAUACUUCAAGAUACAAAUGCACUUCCUUCAUUUGCGCUAUCAACGUAACAUUUUCAUUUUCAAUAUUAAUUGAGAAUGAGCAAUUUUAUGAUGACAGAGGUGCAAAUUCAGCAUACUCCGCCUGCACAUUAUUUUUAUCACAUGCUAUACCUUGCUUCCCCAUAUUAUACAGCCAUUACGAAUAGUUUUAUAAUAAACAUGUGUAAUAUACCUUUAAGCGUUUUUAUUGGCUAGUUUUCAUUAAACUGACCACGUGAUAAUACGGAAUAUUACGCUAGUCAAUUGUUUCAAUUGUUCCGCCCCAGAGACAUGCCUGUUCGUCCGUCGGAACUGACAUUUACCCAGCACACUUCAAUGUAUGUGACCUACUUUUCGCCACUAAUGUAUACCUCAAGGUUGCACCAUUUGAUGACUAACAAGCAUAACAAAAAUAAUCAUAUUUAUGGUUUGUUACAUUCAUUUCCUCGUUUAUGAACUACUGUAGGUCAAGAGGGUUGAUGUGAAUGAGGAAAUACGGUGUUAUUUUUGUCAACACCAUUUCAAUCAUAUAACGGAGUUCAGCUGCUUCUUAGUGCAACAAGCA